Messenger RNA from Plectropomus leopardus (leopard coralgrouper), 2552 nucleotides. It is a transcript of the gene trafd1, whose product is annotated as TRAF-type zinc finger domain containing 1. Gene Ontology annotation, molecular function: zinc ion binding. Lineage: Eukaryota; Metazoa; Chordata; Actinopteri; Perciformes; Serranidae. The record is from RefSeq and is a predicted model, not a curated record. Gene Ontology annotation, biological process: negative regulation of innate immune response. Gene Ontology annotation, cellular component: mitochondrion.
GAAGGAGGCGGCAUGACUGUGUACGUAGACAGCCUGAGAAGCCCUACCCGGGGCAUCAAUCGCCCGUGUAUCUGCACAGAGCCAGGAGGAAAUAACGAACUGUUUUUUAAGAUAUCAAAUAGUUAGCUAGCUUUCGCCUUCGGUUUUAUUUUUGGAUAUAUGUGCUACGUAGAUGAAUUAAUUGACACACGGUUAUCUCAAAACGACUCUCCUCAUUUUGUUGGGCCGGGCGGCACAUUAGCCUCUUGGCUCAGUGGCUACUCGGUAUAAAGUUUGUUGGGCUAGCUGAAUUAACGCUACGUGGUGGUUGCUAACAGGGUAUUUAAUAUCCAGUGACGAAGCUAGCUAAAAGUAGCACGGUUAACACCGUCCAACUUUUCUUAGGUGCUUCAAGAUGCUUGUUGAGUAACAUUGACGGGGGAUCUCCUGUUAAUCCAGGCCAUCGUUGUCAGCUAACGUUAGCUACCAGCCUGGAGACACUGGGCAUUCGGCAAAGCCAUGGCAGAUGAAAAUACACAGUUCUGUGGUAAUUGCAAACAUGACAUUCCAGAGGCUAACUUUACCACCCAUGAGAUCCACUGCCGAAGAAACAUUGCACUCUGUGAUGUAUGCCAGGAGCCAGUGCCCAGGGCAGAUCUGCAGGACCACAAACAGCAGGAGCAUACUCAGAUUACAUGCAAAUGUGGUUUGAAGAUUGAGAAGAAUCACUUUGAUGCUCACCAGAGCUCUGAAUGUUCUCAGCGGCUGGUCCCGUGCCAAUACUGUGAACUGGAGAUUGUUUUCAGUCAGUCCAAAGAGCAUGAGGAUUAUUGUGGAACACGCACCGAGCCCUGCGCACACUGCAAGUGCAACAUAAUGUUGAGGGAACAAGCUGUGCAUCCGGUAUUAUGCGGAAGCCUUACACCGCCCCAAGAGAGGAACAACAGCCGGACAAGUCGCAGCCCAGUGGAACCACAGUCUCCCGGGGACUGGUUAGAAGCCCACUCUAUCCGAAACCUCCUUAGAGCCCAAGAGAGAGGCCCAAAGAAUAAUAACGUCAGUGCUGCAGAUCAACAGCCUUUUCCCCGGCCAUUUGAUUCAAGAGUAUUCAACACUUCAAAAGGACCGCAAGGCGACUGGAAGAACACCACCCCGAGAAAUACAUUUAGCCACUUGCUGGGGCAGAGUGAUUUCCUGAAUAGCAGCGGCAGCAGUGCGUGGCCUCACAGUGACCUCAGACUGGAUGAGGAUUCCUCAGGCCUGGACUACAUGUUGGCUCUCAGCCUGCAGAGUGAUGGAGAGUCGGUGGCUGGGGGCGUAGAGGGAAACCUGUGGAGUGGCAUCUGGGACCACAAGAUCGGGAAGACAUCGAACACGACCGUAAACUCUCCGCUCUCUCCGCCCAACAACAACUACCCAAACGUAACUAUAGGCACGAGCACAAGUGCAUUCCAGGACCACGACCAAGCAGAUACAAUGCUGCCUUGUGAGUUUUGUGAAGAGCUGUUUCCUGAAGAGGACCUCAUUUUGCAUCAGACCGGGUGCAGCCCCGCCUCUGCCUUUGCAUCGUACAGCAAGCAGCCCUUGUCUCCACCUAAAGAGGACAGGAUGGGCAGGAAUGCUUCAGGGCUGAUGAGCAGCCUCCCCAACACGCUCGCUUCAAACAUCCCCACUUUCCCUCGCUCGGUCUCCCCGGCCUCCUACAGUCCUCCAGCCAGCCCACUGGAGGGCGAUGUGGUCAUUCCCUGUGAGUUCUGUGGCGUUGCUCUGGAGGAGGCUGUCGUCUUCCACCAUCAGGACAAAUGUGACAUGCGUCCUCAGACUGCCCAUCCAUUGAAUAAUUUAACAAGAGCAUCCAUCAAAAAACCAGUGAGCCCUGCUAACGACGCCUUUGGUCAGAUGUCUACAGAUUUUCAGAGGACAAUGAAGCAUCAAGCUGACUACUCAGAUGAGGACUUUGGAUUUGGCAGAGACACACCACAAGGACAAAACCCAAGGGAAUGGCAGAGAGGCUACAUUGGACGACCAAGUCAAAGAAAGACGUCCAACUGUGAUGCUUCAGUAAAAAACAGACCUCAGCAGAGCAAGGAAUCAGAAGGAGCUCAUUCAUCUUUUGCUGACACCGAGAAGUCUGCUUCUGCAUUUCUAAAGGGAGUUCAUCUACCAGAAAACAAGGAAGUAAGAGGGACCAGAAGAAGUUCAUUGACAAAAUUGCCCAAGAAGCAGAACGAAGAGCAGCAGGAUGAGUGAGAGCAGGACCACGUGGAGAAAUCCAAAAACCAAAUCUCCUUCUCUGCUUCUCAUUUAUCUUCUUGCACACUUUUAAAAAUGAAACAUAGACCUAUCUGAGAAGUGCCUGUGUGAGUAUUAGUUAUCUUGCAGUUAAUAUUUUGAUGAGUUUCACUAUUAAAUGCUAAGUAAUUGGUUUAUUAAUGCAUAUUCUGUUCUAUUUCAAGAUUUGUUUCAAAUGUUUGUAUGUCUAACGUCUAGCCUUAACAGAUAAAUUAUAAAAUUAAUUUUAUGUUACGCUGAAUUUGAUUUAAUUUCCUCUCUUUUUUUUUUUUUUUUUUUUU